Messenger RNA from Aspergillus fijiensis CBS 313.89, 6861 nucleotides. RefSeq names its product putative nonribosomal peptide synthase. Gene Ontology annotation, cellular component: cytoplasm. The transcript is spliced from 2 exons. Gene Ontology annotation, biological process: amino acid activation for nonribosomal peptide biosynthetic process; secondary metabolite biosynthetic process. Gene Ontology annotation, molecular function: phosphopantetheine binding; catalytic activity. Bases 1 to 6648 code for a protein of 2215 amino acids. The record is from RefSeq and is a predicted model, not a curated record. NCBI's taxonomy places the organism in Eukaryota, Fungi, Ascomycota, Eurotiomycetes, Eurotiales, Aspergillaceae.
AUGAUCUUGACUCCCGACUUGCCGCUCUCCAAGGUAGACUUUCUCGGCUCCUACGGCGAGAAGACGAUUCAGCAAUGGAACGAUCCUUAUUCCCUGUCCAGACCGAAUGUUUGUAUCCACACAUUGAUCCAGGAACAUUGUCACAGUCAGCCUGAGGCGGAAGCUCUAUGUGCCUGGGAUGGCUCCGUCACAUACGCCGAAUUGGAUCGGCUAUCGCUAGCAAUCAGCAUUCUGCUGCAGACCCAUGGAGUCGGCCCUGAGACGAUUGUGCCACUUCUCUUUGAAAAGUCCCAAUGGACCGCGAUCGCUAUUUUGGGGGUGCUGCGGGCAGGUGGCGCUUUUGUUCUGUUGGAUCCUUCCCACCCGGUCCAUCGUCUGGAGGAAAUCUGUAUCGAAGUGGAGGCAACAGUUGUCCUCACCUCUCGUUCACUGCACGAACUGGGCGGCCAAGUACAUCGGAAAGCAAUUGCAGUCCCGAAAGCCGAUAUUGAGGUGGAUGAAUCAAACCGCCACCGGGCCUUAGUCGUUAAUCCAUCCAAUGCUGCUUAUAUCGCCUUCACUUCAGGAUCGACUGGGAAGCCCAAGGGAAUCGUGAUCGAGCACCGGUCCUUCUGUGCGAAUGCCCUAGCCCAGAAUGCGGUCCAGAAUCUGAGCUCCCGGACUCGUGCUUUUCAGUUUGCCGCCCACGCCUUUGAUAGCAGUAUUCUGGAGAUGCUCAUGACGCUCAUAGCCGGGGGGUGUGUCUGUAUACCCUCGGAGGAACAGCGUCUGAAUGGACUGCCGAACGCGAUCAACACCCUCCAGGCCAACUGGCUGGAAUUAACGCCGUCUGUGGCACGUUUCCUCCAACCUGAUCUGAUACCGGGGGUCAAGUCACUGCUACUCGUCGGUGAGCCAAUGUCACGCAAGGAUGUGAGCCAAUGGGCCGAUAGGGUCCAACUUUUGAAUGCCUAUGGCCCUGCUGAGUGCAGCGUGGUAACCACGAUCCAGCCCCGCGUGAAGGCAAAUGACCCGCAGAGCAUCGGGCGCUCCUACAGCGGUCACUGCUGGAUCGUGAAUCCUCAAGAUCAUGACCAGCUGGAGCCUCUGGGUGCCGUGGGGGAGUUGAUUGUCAGUGGGCCGAUCGUGGCCCGAGGCUAUCUCAAUUACCCGCGGCAGACUUCAUUCAUCAGCACGCCCCGUUGGGCGACCCGGUUCGGCGUCCCCGAAGAUGAGCGGUUCUACAGGACUGGAGAUCUUGCUCGUUAUAAUGUGGAUGAUGGGACGCUGCAAUACAUCGGGCGGAAAGACCGGGAGGUCAAAAUCCAUGGCCAGCGCAUUGACCUGCAAGAAAUCGAAUAUCUUGCGUCUCAGUACCAGAAUGAAGUGGCCGCAGUCGUUGAUGUGAUUCAGCUUGGGGAUAGCAGCGCAGGCAAGCUUUUGACGAUCUUCUUGGCAUACGCAGAUACAGACCUUUGUUCUGACAGCUGCAAGGGUCAGGUUGUCAGUGCAGAUCCCGCCAUGCGUUCUGUGUCUGUGGGCAUGAAAGGCUGGCUCCAAGACCGUCUGCCCCCAUAUAUGAUUCCUACCAAAUACGUCUGGGUGACUAGAUUCCCUUUGACGCGAACGGGAAAGCUCGAUCGACGGGCAUUGAUAGAUUUGGGAACAGCAGCGACCCGCGCACGAACACACAAUCCAGAAACAGAGUCGUCAACCAUGGAUAGCCACGAGGAUGCUGACUUCGACCCCGAUAUGCUAUUGAAAGAGGACCUUAUCCGUUCACUAUUUGCUGAGGUGCUGGACUGUCCUGGACAGGUCAUCAGUAUACAUGAUGACUUUUAUGAACUGGGAGGAAACUCGCUCGCCGCGAUUGAACUUGUCGCUCGCGCGCGCAGUCGAGGACUAGAGGUCACAGUUGCAGAAGUCAUCCGUUCUCAAACCGCCCAUAAGAUUGCCAGGUCCUCCUUGGAGACUGCAGAAAGCCCCGAAAUUCCACCUUUUGCUCUGCUGGGAAACCAUGACAGAGAAGAGAUUCUAUCGACUGCCGUCGUCCAGUGUCAGGUCAUGCCCAGCCAGAUCGAGGAUAUAUACCCGUGCACCCCUUUACAAGAAGGUCUCAUGUCGCUGUCAAUCAAAAGGCCGGGGGCCUUCAUCGGUACAUACCAAUUCUCAUUACCUUCUUCGACGAGCGUGACUCAGCUGCGUGCCGCAUGGGAACGGCUUUGGGUCGCACAUCCAAUACUACGGACUCGGAUCGUCUCGGCGAAAGAUGGAACCAUGAUGCAGGUCGUCAUAAAAGAAGAUCUCCUUUGUAGGGAAGGACUAUGCGCCGACGAUGUCCGGAGAUCAAUGGGCUUCGGAAGUUCACUCGCACGUUUGACAAUUCAGCAACUCAAUACCCCUGUUCUGUUUAUUCUCACGAUUCACCACGCUAUCUUUGAUGGAUGGUCGUACGUACAGCUGCUCGAGGACCUGCACAGUUUUUAUCAAGGCCAGUUACCACAACCGCGGCCCGCAUUCACUAAAUACAUCCAAUAUCUUGCGACAUCGGAUUCGCACAUGAGCCGUUCUUUCUGGAAGGACGAGCUCAAAAAUUACCAGUCCCCAGUGUUCCCUUCAUCCUUGUCCCGGCGGCCAUCAACCUUACCUCAGUGGCUUGUCAAAAGCCAUCAGCUUUCCUUAGCCGGCCUUGAUAUCAAUUGGAAGCUCGCAAACCAAAUCAAGCUGGCAUGGGCAUUGGUCGUAUCCUCCCAAUCAAACUCCGACGAUGUCAUAUACGGGCUGACUGUUACUGGCCGAAACGCUCCGGUUUCUGGGAUUGAUCGUAUCACAGGUCCGACAUUCACCACAUUCCCAUUCCGAACACAGCUGAACCAGAAGCUAUCUGUCCAACAAACGUUAGCUGAACUGCAAGAACAUGAUGUAUCCCUCAUGCCAUAUGAGCAUACGGGCCUCAAGAAUAUUGCGGAGUCAAGCCCAGAGGCAGCUUGGGCUUGCGGCUUUCAGAACCUUCUGACCGUCCGACUUCGCUCAUCUCAGAGUACAUCCUCAGCCUUCCUCGACUUACCUGAGAAUGAAGCCGAAGACCUGAAUUUUGCAUCUUAUCCUCUAUCAAUCGUGGUCCAACAGAAGGACAGUCUGCUGAAGAUCAAAGCCUUCUAUGACGGGGAAAUUCUGACUUCCAGUGUUGUCCAGGACCUCCUCGAUGACUUCGAAACCUUCCUGCAGCACGUCAUCCAGCAGCCUCAAUCCAUCAUCGGCGAUCUGAAAAGCCUUAUGUCUCAGCGAUGGCAGCAGGUGGCUGAGAUCAAUACAGAAACUUAUGAUCACCCGUCGCCGAGGUGCCUUCACGACGCUAUCCAGGGGCAUGGUGUCACGCAGCCAGAAUGGGAAGCUGUGUGCGCAUGGGAUGGCUCCCUGACGUACGAGGAGCUAAUUACCAUGGGACGUACUCUCGCAGGUCAUCUUCAAGUCUCGGGAUCAGGUCCUGGGACGAUUAUCGGGAUUUGUCUGAGGCGCACGAGGUUAUUUCCCGUCGCGAUUCUCGGCGUUUUGAUGUCUGGAGCUGCUAUGGUGUUGCUGGAGCCAGAUUUCCCGCCGCAGCGUUUGAACGGGAUUCUGAACGACGUGGACGCGCAGUUUGUCAUCUGCUCUCCGGGGUUACAGGAGAAGUUCGAGUGCAAAACCAAAACCACAAGGCAGAUUAUCCCCUUCGCAUGGGAUCUGGGAGAAUGGAAGAGUUGCGAUUCUUGGCUCCCACCACCGGUCAGCCCUAGCGAUCCAAUGUAUGUUGCCUUUACCUCCGGAUCGACCGGUACCCCCAAAGGGGUGGUUAUAGAACAUGGGAUGGUCUACUCGACGAUCCAUGCCCACAAAGACGCUAUCGGCGCAGCAAAGUCGUCCCGGUGCUUGCUUUUCGCCUCGCCGGCGUUCGACAUCUGUCUGGCAGAAAUAUUCUUCAUGCUUGUCACUGGAGGCUGCGUCUGUAUUCCCUCCGAGAGCCAGCGCAUGAAUAGCCUGGGUGAGACCAUGUCGGCCAUGAGGGUGAAUAUGGCCAUGUUGACCCCAUCGGUGGCCCGGACCCUCUCACCGGAGAAGGUGCCAUCUCUCCAGACACUGAUCCUCGGAGGAGAGUCCCCCUCGGCGUCGGACCUGGCAACAUGGGCCCCACGGGUACGUCUGCAUCAGUCAUACGGACCGGCGGAGUGCACCAUGUACGCGUCGACGACACCUCGUUUGGCCCCCAAUUCCGUUCUCAACAAUGUGGGAUCCUCUCUGAAUGCGACUUAUUGGAUCGUCAACCCGGAAGAUCACAAUGAGCUUAUGCCUGUUGGCUCAAUGGGAGAGUUGCUGAUUGGCGGUCCUCUUGUUGGCCGGGGCUAUAUCAACCGACCUAAAGAGUCCGCAGCCGCCUUCAUUCAGGAUCCGGCCUGGAGUCAGCAAAUCCCUGCUCUGUUGGGCUCGAGACUGUACAAGACUGGAGACCUUGCUAUCUUGAACCGGGACAAAUCCUUGCUUCUGAUUGGUAGAAAGGAUACCCAGGUAAAGCUCCACGGACAACGCAUUGAGCUGCACGAGGUUGAGCGUUGUGCCGAGGGCUUCGGACACGAUCUUGCAGUGAUAGUUGAGUUGGUGGAAAUUCAGAGCGUUCAGAGAUCGAGUCUGGUCGCGUUCGCCUACAAUCCAGUCACGGUGGAGAGAACACUAGCUAUGACCCCAGCUCUCGGCGACGAUCAGAUGCCAUUCUUACCCCCGUCAGCAGACAAUCGACAACUCUUUGCGGGCCUCCGACAGCAUCUCCAACAGCACCUAGCACCAUUUAUGGUACCGUCAUUAAUGCUAGAAUUGUCGUGCCUGCCCCUAAGUCUAACCGGAAAGAUCGACCGCAAGACACUUCGGCACGCUGCAUCGAUGCUUGACACGGAAACCCUGAGAAUGCAUCGGGGUGGUGUCGCUGGGUCGAAGACGGGACCAGUAUCGCCCCAGGAGCAGUUUGUGCGUGGAAGCUUUGCCACCGCGUUGUCACUGGAUGAGCAGACCAUUGGGUUAGACGAUAAUUUCUUCGCUCUGGGCGGUGAUUCCCUGAGCGCCAUGCGGGUUUUGACCUUGUGUCGGCGGGGGGACAUGAAUAUUUCCAUGCAUGAAUUUCUCUCUCACGACACAGUUUCUUCGCUUUGCGCUUAUGUUCGCAGCUACCAGGACCAGUGUCCAGAUCCUGGUUUCCAGAAGGGCGUGACUCCGAAGAAUCACUCGGAGAGCGAAUCUAGUUCUGUCUAUUCUCGCGAUGUCGCUCACGACAUCGAAAUUAUUCGAUCUCAAUUGACCUCGCUACAGUCGCAUAACAUCGAGGACAUAUAUCCGUGCUCGGACGCUCACAACGGUAUCUUGGAGUUGUAUACAUCCCAGUACACGAGUACGGCGAUCUUCCAGAUCCUCCCCGGCGGCUCACUGAGUGCGGUACAGGUGAGCAAUGCCUGGAAUCAUCUUGUCAAGCGCCAUGCAGCAUUACGCACAAUCCUCGUCGACGAUCCCAAGGCCGUUGCAAAGAAGCUCCAGGUCGUUCUGCACCCAGGCACCCUGCAGGACCCGAUUUGCGCAUCCAGCAGCACGGCACUUGCUGAUUUGAGAAGCUCACGACCUGUUCAGUCGUGGGACCUUUCGCCUCUGUAUCGGCUUUUCAUCAGGCAGGAUGAUGGCGGAGAGGUGUUCAUGCGGCUGGAGACGGGUGGGGCACUAAUCGAUGCCUUUUCCAUGUCGAUUCUCAUGAGGGAGCUUUGUCUCAUCCUCGACGGGCAGCCGUUGCCAUCUAUCAGUGUUACGUACCGCCAAUACCUGACCCACCUACAGCAGCAACGACCGUCGGCCAAGGCCUUGCAAUACUGGUCGCACGUGCUGUAUGACUCUCAGCCAUCACACCUCUCACGACGACCAGAGGAGACACCUUCGCCCUCUUCCCCCCCCUCGCCGCGCGCGCAGACCCGCCGUCUCUCGCCAGCCCAAUUCCACGACCUCAACGCGUUCUGGAGGGCCCACCGCCUCACGAUCACGAACAUCUGUCAGCUGGCCUGGGCCUUGACGCUCGGCCAGUAUACCAACACUCGCGAGGUCUGCUUCGGCACGGUCACGUCCGGCCGCGAGGACCUCCACCUCGACGUCUGGGACUCCGUGGGCUCCUUCUUCAACAUCCUGCCCUGUCGCCUCGCCCUGGAAGCCAACAUCGCGGUGGUGGAGGCCUUGAACCGGAACCAAGCGGAGAUCCAACGACGAACCGAGCACCAGAACUGUUCCAUGCCCGAUAUGAUCCGCAGAUUCCGGGCACAGUCAGACAAUGAUCUGGACCAGCAACUGUUCGAUACGGUGUUGACCGUCCAAAACACCGUCUCGACCAACUCGCAUCCCGCGCGCUCCCAAGACAAGGAUACUGCAGCUGCGACUGCUACCAGAAACACCCAAGUCGAGCUCCUUGACCUGGAAGAUCCCACCGAAUACGACUUCUGUCUCGCGGUUCACACCUCGCCGGCCCAGAUCGAGAUCGAGCUCCGCUACUGGACGUCCACCGCCUCGGAGAAGUACGCCUCGGAGAUUCUAGCCCGCAUGCUCGAGUCUCUCGACCUAAUCGUUCGGAACCCGACGGAGCCGCUGCAGAAGAUUCUUCGCGUGCAAUCAUAGUGUCUGCCCCACGUCUCUGGUCCAAAUAACCAAAGGCCAGAAAGCAGGUUCUACAGUAUCGUCGUUCAGAGGAUUCUGGUCUGCAGUCUGCAGUCUGCGGCUCUGCGGUCUCGCUGGCCAGGCUCCGGGGGGCGGGCGGCGUGUUGAUAUCUAGCCCUGCCCAGAUAGCCUUGUGUGUACGUAAUCGAAUGAAUUCAUACUUGUCCUGUCUUC